ACUUUGCAAGAACUCCAUCUGGGAGCAUGUCGAUUGAAACAGUUGCCUGUAAAUCUCUUGCGAGGUCUUAAUCAGCUGCAGAGCUUGUAUAUUUGGGGAAACUUGAUAGAACAUUUUUCAAACGGAUUUUUCUUAAAAGCGAAAAAUCUUCGUGAGCUAGUGAUGUGGGGUAACAGAAUUGAACAUUUGGACAACAACACGCUGGCAGGUCUCUGGAGCUUGAAACGACUCGAGUUGGAUAGAAACAGCAUUGAACAUCUCAGCUCGUUGGCCUUUCGUCAUCUCAUCGAAUUGGAAGUGUUGACGUUAAGUGGCAAUCGAAUAAAAACAAUUCAUAGCGAUACGUUUUCGUUCAUGAGUAGAUUAAAAAUUCUCGUUCUCGAUAAUAACCAACUCAAAAACUUGUUUCCUGGUGCAUUUAACAGUUUGACACAUUUAACUUUAUUGUCGCUAAACAGCAACGAGAUCAAUCACAUGCCCGAAGAAUUGUUUCAGGGAUUAAAAAGUUUAACUCAACUUUGGAUAUCAAAAAACUUGAUUCAUUCGCUCAGAGGUAAUGCAUUUUUAUUUUUAAAAUAUCUGCAAGAUUUAAACUUAUCAAACAAUAAUUUGACCAAUCUACCUGACAAAUUGUUCUGGGCGACAACUCGACUGCGCCAUCUGACGUUUGAUUACAACAAGUUGUCGUCAGUCGCUAGAUGUUUGUUCCCAAAAAAAAUUCGUUUGAAAUCACUUUCGUUGAUAGGAAAUGAAAUAAAA
Molecule: messenger RNA, 759 nt
Organism: Helobdella robusta
Lineage: Eukaryota; Metazoa; Annelida; Clitellata; Rhynchobdellida; Glossiphoniidae
Exons: 1
Molecular function (GO): protein binding
Source: RefSeq, a predicted model, not a curated record